Molecule: messenger RNA, 1403 nt
Organism: Caenorhabditis sp. 36 PRJEB53466
Lineage: Eukaryota; Metazoa; Nematoda; Chromadorea; Rhabditida; Rhabditidae
Source: the annotation of a GenBank genome assembly
AUGUCUUCCGAUGAACUCGUCGAGAAGUUUGUCAAACUGUACGGAAUCGCUCCAGAAGUGAGAAUCACGUGUCCCGGAAGAGUCAACCUAAUAGGUAGCCGCCUUGCUUCUCGCCCUUUCAGCAUGCACGCUUGUCUAAAUUCUAGGCGAGCACAUCGACUACCACGACUACGGAGUGUUUCCGAUGGCGAUCGCCGCCUCCACAACUAUUCUCGCGGCUCGCAACACCACCAACACCAUCGUCUUCACGAACGACGAGCCGAGAUACGAGCCGUGGACGUCGGAAGUUCCGAGCUCGUGGAAGGGAAGUUCGGCGCCCAAGUGGUUCGAUUAUCUGUUGGCUGGAUGGAAAGGAGUUCUGGAUAACGAGGGGCACGCGCAGUUCGGAAUGAGCAUCCUUCUCGCGGGUGACAUUCCCCCGUCCUCCGGCCUUUCCUCAAGCUCCUCAUUGGUCUGCGCUUCUGCCCUUGCCACUCUCUCGUUGAUUGUCAAGGAUCCAUUCGGACAUAUCUCGAAGUUCGCUCUACCGUAGCCCACGUAUCAUAUCAUUUUCCGGUUUUUCCAGGGAGGACUUUGCACAUUUGUGCGCCAAAAGUGAGCCGCUCAUUGGAACUCUCAGCGGUGGAAUGGAUCAGGCGGCCGAAGUGCUGGCAUCCGAGGGAUCCGCUCUCCGAAUCGAUUUCAAUCCACUUCGCUCGAAAAACAUUGCACUUCCGGAGGACGCCGUCUUCGUCGUUGUUCACUCGAACACAGAACUGAACAAGGCCGCGACGACGCAUUACAACGAAAGAGUCAUCGAGGGAAGGAUCGUUGCGCAGAUUCUCAAAACAAAGUUCUCGAUUGAUACUGAAAGUUUCCGACUGAAAGAGGUGCAGCGACUGAGCCGCAAAUCGUUCGAGGAGAUUCUGGAGGUCGUUGAGACGUUGCCCGAGAAGGCGAGCAAAGCGGAAGUGGUUGAGCUGAUCGGAGCCGACAGACUGGAGGAGUGUCUCACCGAAAACACGCGUUCGUGUGAGUAAUCCUCAAUUUUCCUGUCACCUCCCUCUUCUCUUUCAGUCACUCAAUUCAAAUUGCGGUCUCGCGCGCGCCACGUCUUCAGCGAAGCGCUUCGCGUCGAGCAAUUUGAGACGGCGUGCGAGCAGAAAGACAUUCACGAAAUGGGUCGACUGAUGAAUGACAGCCAUCGGAGCUGUGCGCUGGAUUACGAGUGCAGUUGUCGGCAGCUCGACGACAUUUGCCAGCUGUAUUUGGAGCACGGAGCACUCGGAGCUCGUCUCACAGGCGCCGGCUGGGGAGGAUGUGCUGUCGUGCUUUUUGCUGCCUCCGAUGUCCGAAAAGCCGCCACACUGCCGUCUUUGUUCGUGUCGAAGCCGGCACAGGGAAUCCAAGUUCAACGCUAUUGA